Messenger RNA from Athene cunicularia (burrowing owl), 4653 nucleotides. Its product is annotated as histone-lysine N-methyltransferase SETMAR. The coding region runs from base 2 to 889 and encodes 295 amino acids. Gene Ontology annotation, molecular function: histone H3K9 methyltransferase activity; protein binding; zinc ion binding. The transcript is spliced from 2 exons. Lineage: Eukaryota; Metazoa; Chordata; Aves; Strigiformes; Strigidae. Gene Ontology annotation, cellular component: nucleus. The record is from RefSeq and is a predicted model, not a curated record.
CAUGGCGGAGCUGAGCGGCGGGCUGGAGCCGGUGGCCGUGGGCUUGUGGCCGCCUGGGGAGGCCCCGCCGGCCUUUCAGUAUAGCCCAGACAACGUGGCUGGAGCAGACGGAGACAUUGACCCCACGGAAAUCACCUUUCCAGGCUGUUCUUGUCUUACCAGCUCCUGUGUGGUUCACGUGUGCUCAUGUCUUCGCCAUGGUGAAAAUUACAACGGUUUGUGCCUCAGGCCUACAGAGCAAGAGGAGUACGCCAGGCCUGUUUUUGAGUGCAAUGCCAUGUGCCGGUGUGGUGAAUCCUGCCAAAACAGGGUUGUUCAGAGGGGUUUGCAAUUCAGACUUGAGGUAUUUAAGACUGAGAAGAAAGGGUGGGGUCUGCGCACUCUGGAAUUCAUAGCUAAAGGAAGAUUUGUUUGUGAAUAUGCUGGUGAAGUUUUAGGCUUUAAUGAGGCACGUAGAAGAAUUCAGGCCCAGACGUCAGAGGAUUUGAACUAUAUUAUAGCGGUGAGGGAACACCUCCAUAGUGGUCGGAUAAUGGAGACGUUUGUCGACCCCACAUACAUUGGUAACGUAGGCAGAUUCCUGAAUCAUUCCUGUGAACCAAAUUUAUUUAUGGUGCCAGUUCGAGUUGACUCAAUGGUGCCUAAACUGGCACUUUUUGCAGCCACUGAUAUUUCUGCUGGAGAAGAACUUUCAUAUGAUUAUUCUGGAAGAUUCCAUAAUCUACCAAUAACUAACAAAGAACAAAAAUCUUUAGAGGAAGAUAACAGAUUGAGAAAACCUUGCUACUGUGGUUCUCGCACAUGUGCUUCCUUCUUACCUUGGGACAGCUCCCUCUUUUCCACACCAGACGCCUGUUCAGGGAGCUCUCCAGAGCUUUUUAGCCCCUAAGCAUAAUAAUUAAAUUGCAAUUAAAUAUAAUUUUGAUUGUGUAUUCCACCAGGGAAGCAGGUGUGGUUUUGAGUAACAACUAAAAACCAAGAUUUUGAGAAUUAAAUUCAUGCAACAUCCUCGAGACUCGCUUUCAAGGUGGGUAGUAUGAAGGAAUACAAGCUUCAAGAUGUUCCAAAAUCAGUUACUAAGCCAGGGCUGGUGGUUUUUUUCUUGUUUUCUUCUGACGGCUUGCGGUGUGUUAAAGCAUUUCUCUCAGUUUGUACCUUUCAGAAGAAAACUAACAUUGGUACACAGAAAAGACAUGGUAACAAUGAGAAAUGUCACUGAAAAAUUACACAAGAGAAUGAGACUAAGGAAUUUUGACAUCUGUAAGAAGGACAUUAAGUUCUUAAAUAGCAUUAAUUUUUUUUUUAAUUACUUACUAUACAUUUUUUUGUUCCACAAAGAUAAAUAAUUGUUGAUGUAAAAACCUGCCCAGAAAGAUUAGUUUGAAUACUUUGUGUCCCUCCCCCCACUUUCCCAUCUCCAGUCACAUCUAGCUGCACGCCAGUAUCAGGUUUUAAGUGACUAGUUCAGCUCCAUUACCAUUUAGCUUCCUGUGUAAAUGGCGCAGUACUGCAGGCUCCGAGAAGUACAAUCAUUCCAUCUUUUUAAACCCUGUCUAUUUCAAGACUCAUAUAAGAUUUCUGCAAUAACAGCAAGCAGCACAUCCAUGUUACUUCCCAGCACUGUUAUGACACACUCAGGAAACAAAUUCAGACUGCAGUCUCGAGCAGGAUGCUGCUGCUUUUCUGUCUUCUGAAAUAGAUUAAAGAAGGAAAUAGAGAAAUAUAUCAGAACCACAAGAAAUCUGUGUUUACAUUGUUGAACGGCUGGCAGACAAAUGAGUGUUCCUUUCAGUGACUGAUUUGUUUUCCUCCUGCAGAGCCAGACAGUACUAGGCAAGGCCUGGCCUUUCCCAGCAGAGGAAGAAGGUCGUUGCCUCUUUUUGGCAUUCGUGGGCAGGUCUGGCCCGCAUAUGCUGCCACUUCACUGCGCAUCUCCUACAGCAGUGGUACAUGAGAGCACUUGCUAGAUGGGGUACAUUCUGCAAUUGCACAUUACUUCCUUUCCAGUAAGAUCAAAUUAAGGAAGCUUUAGACAGACUUGUUUUGAAUUUCCCCCAACCUUGAUACACAAAACAGAUAAACUGCAACACUAUUUCUGACAGUCUUGCCACAGUGUGCCUUCAGUGGCACAAACCCCUGGGUUAUCUACUCCCUACAGUUUGAUCUUUAAUUGUAUUCAUAACCUUUGACAACAUACAGACAAGGCAGCACAUCUUGGGGGAUAAGCUUUUCUGCAGGCCAUUGGCAACUUCUUUUUAAAAUAAAAGACAACUUUGAUUUCGACAUGUAAGAUUAACCUAAUACUGGCAAAGGAUAAAGGACCUUUUGCUGCUAUUAUUUUGCUAUUUGCCAAACAAAAUCUUAUUUUAUGUUUACCUAGACUAAUAAGCCUCAGUAUUAGCUUUUCUCCAUUUGAUAUAUAUCUUCAUACUUCCGUUAUGAAGAACUGCUGUUAGGAUUUAUAUAUAGCUGUGGUUUUAAUUUAAGAUAAAGAUACCAUGUCAUUUUUCUUCAGGUUAAUCAUUAAGUGUCAGUACAGAAAGCUCCCAGAGGAUUUCAGCUGCUUGUCAAAGGCAGUUUGCAAGCUGAGCAGCCAUGGACUUCAUUUCUUGCCUGAUAUAAGGUACCUGCUUCUCUAGAGGAGAAGUUCUCCAGAUCCUGUAACUGGGGAUGAUAUCAGAGUAGCAGGGGUUGUGUGGUCUCUUGUCUUGUGUAGGGACUCAUCUGAUUUUCUUUUCUUCCCCCAAAGGGCAUCACACCAGCCACUUUGAGCCUGCAGUACUGGAGGGGUGAGAGUGGACAACCCAGUCUUCUUCCUUUUCCUCCCAGAAAAAGUUUCAAGACCAGUUUUAUACCAUUUGUAUUCCUUGUUUUCAAGAUGACUGUACAGUUUGUUAGCUUCCUGUUAUGAAUAUGCACUUGGCAUGAUUUUGAAUAGUUAAGGAAGUGUAGAUAAAAAAAAAAACCAACCCCAAAACAGAAAACCCCAAACACCAUGAGCAGUAUCUAGUCCUUGCAUCACCAGCCUUAAACCAGAGAACAACUGAGCCUUCUGUCUGCACAACCCGACCCUUUCCAUCCCCACCAGCUGAUGCUGCUUCUCGCAAGUGAGCCGAGUAUGAGUUACCUGGUUAGAAAAAACUUCCAUAGCACAGAACAAGAGAGCCUUGUGCUGCUGAAAACAGCCAGCCAUGUUAAAGGUCGUGCAAAACCAUGAAAUAAUUUCUUGUCAUUGAGUUCUGAACCAGCGUGGCAAUUGGGAACAGCCCUUUUCCAGGCACAGCAUGAGUUAUACUUUGCUGUGCCUCAGCAUGAGAACUGCCUGGGGGUGCAGACCAAAAUCCUCCUGAAAGGAAAAUCCCCUAGCAAGGAACUGGAAAAGACAAGACCCUUUUUUUCUACCUGCUACAUUUCUGUUCACUUUUUCCUUCAGGUUCCUUUCAGCUUCAGAGCCCCACUCUACCACUUUACUAUUCAGUGUGCUCUUUCACAAUGAAUCCAAUCACACCGCUCAAAAGGCUGAGCUCUGUGUAAUCCUCCCUCCUUUCUGCUGUCCAAGUGCAGUAAUGAUUAUCAGUUCCAGUAUUCAAUACUCAAACUUGGGGAUUUACUUUCCCAUUGAAAUCUGAUCAGAUUAAAUCAAGGAUGUUUAAUGAAAGAUCUUGUAAUAAAACACAGUAACCAUUAUCCAAACAAAAGCAGCAUGACAGGGACACGUUCCACACAGAAGAACAGGAGGACUUUCCUCCACAUGCCACCCACCGCACAAUGAGUAUUCACUGAAAGAUACAUCGAAUUGGGUGUAUUUUUUUCAAGGAUUUUUUUUCCAGCAUAAAACCCAAAACCAACUCAAGGCAAAAUCUGUUAUCAAGUACAUUCCGUCUUGUGGCAGACACACGCACCUUUUAGAAAGAUAAAGAUAGAAAAAUUAUUUCCCUAUUACUCUCAAUAAAAUAUAUUUUUAAUGCAUAGAUUUUAAUUAAACAUUUAAGGCUGGUAAUGCAGUGUUUAUGACAGAAUAUUUACCACAGCUUUUACCGGUGUGUUCUGGAAUGGUUUUUUUCUGCUUGCUAGAAUUCCCUUUACACACUGCUGGCAACCAGUGUUUGUUGAUGAGCUCCCCAGAUGCUCUCCAGUAUCUUUUCAACAUGAAACACUAAAUGGAGGAACAUUUGUAUUAACCCUAGGUUGUAUUAAACCCAACUUCCUACAGAAGAGACAAUGCUAGGGAAGACUAGCACCAGUGCAAAAAUUGUUGAUCCACCACCUUUUUCACUGCUAGGUCUCAAGGCUGCAGAAAAGAGGGCUGUGUUUGGAGGCAGUGAGGAAGCCUGUCAGGGUGGCGGCACAGCCCGCUGUGACACCUUCCCAAGGACAGCCCUUCUGGCAGGAGCUCACUGCACAGGCCGCUGCUUGUUUGGGCUCCCGAGAGCAAGGAGGUGCCUGGCACAGAAAUGCAACCAGACCCUGCAGUGUCCUAGAGCAAGCGACAGCGCAAAUUACUGCCAGAGGCCUGAAAUACAUCCAGAUCCCAAAAUGAGGUUGCUCCCCUUCCCACUUCGUUUCCUCCUUGCUAAAAUUCCUCCCCUUUUAUUAAGUGAGCUUUUUUUAUUGUUGGGAUAUUUUUUUUGGUUAAACAGAGAAAAGUAGUUU